Hydractinia symbiolongicarpus is the source of this 870-nucleotide messenger RNA. RefSeq lists its product as uncharacterized. NCBI's taxonomy places the organism in Eukaryota, Metazoa, Cnidaria, Hydrozoa, Anthoathecata, Hydractiniidae. The record is from RefSeq and is a predicted model, not a curated record. The transcript has 6 exons. Bases 1 to 870 code for a protein of 289 amino acids.
AUGUCGCAGAUAUAUUGCCAGGUUGAGUUGUAUUACAACAAAACUCCAGCAAUAAAAAGUGCUCCAAGAAGAAGCGAUUAUUUUUUUGCUGGCAUAAAGAUUUCACCAACCAUCAUUGAUAUAUCCGAAAAGGAUAAACCAGCAAUAAUUAACGUAACGGCCACUGUACCUGUUACUUGUCAGCAAAAAAUAGAGAAUUGUAAAGUAGAAUUGGAGAUUGCUCAAGACAAUAGAGAAAGUGUUAUGGAAUGGUGUGUCCUCGAGUUUAAUGUUAGUCAAACUAAAACUAUACAAGUUGCUCCCAUGCGUGAUUUUGUCAACGAUGGAAAUAAAAUCAUGCACAUAUCUUUUCACGUUCCGGAUUAUUACCCUGCAGUUGACUGGCUUAACCACACCAAAAUCCCAGAUGUACUGGUAAGUUCCUUACUUACCAGUCCGAUAGACAAAUUUUUCGUACUUAGUUUCUCCACUGGCAGCAACUCCUGCCUAUCCUCUAACCCAUUUUAUAUUAAUGAGAAAAUAAAGUCUCUGAUUGUGACUUUUAUAAAAACAAAAUUGUUCACUGUGCAAAAUUGGUCAAAAACAGAAGAGAGACUAGAAAAUGGAGCUUUGUGCAAACGAAGUGGUUUUUUCAAAUUGCAACUCUUCGCAGCCGUUUCGGUCAUUUUUGUGAAGAAAAAUGAAAGCUUUAGGAAUAUAAGGACCAGUCGAUGCUCAUCCGACGGUGACCCACAUAUUAAAACAUUUGACAACGUCUAUUACGACCAUUACUUCAUUGGCGAUUAUGUGUUGGUGGAAAGUAAGGCACGCUUGUUUCAGUCAGGCGUGUAUGUCAAUCGAAACGAUAUGAUAAGGAUGGAAUUUCAAUAA